AUGUUUAUUUAUUUACUUCAAAUAUUUGAUUAAUUAUUAAUUAAUUUUGAUAUUGAAAUAUAAGUGAUAAGGGUAGUUUGCUUGUUAUUUAUUAAUAAUUUAUUAUCAAGAGGAAAAUAAAAGAAGUUGAUUAAUAUUAAAAAAAGAAAUUUAACUUUGCUCUUUUUUUAAUAAGAAUAAAAAGACCAAUAGUAAAGUCAAUUUAAGAGUCACAGCGUAUCUUACUUAGAUUAAUUAAUCAGCUUCACUAACUCUAAAGAGGUCUCAACGUUAGAAAAUUACAACAUUGCCAUGAAGAAAAAAUAAACAAGAUAACAACCUUAAUUUUAAAAGUAGUAAUCACUUGGUUCAACAGAAAUUGUACAAGGAUCUAUUUCUACAUCUUCUACAUCUUAAUAACAAUAAUAAGCACUACAAAACUAACUCUCAAAUACUUGCUCUAAUUAAAAAGUUCUGUCUUGCAAUCCUAAUUCUUCACCUUUACCUCUAGCAAAUGGAGUUGGAUAAGUUGCUGUAGGCAGCUAAAAUUAAUAUUCAUCUGCUUCUUUAGCUGGAAAUAUCAAUUGCAACUAACUAAGAGCUGGAGAUUGGGUUUGCUUGUUAUGCAACAAUCUCAAUUUCUCAUUUAGAAAUGAAUGUAACAGAUGCAUGAUUUAAACUAAGAAGCAAAACCUUCUCUAAAACCUGAUGCUUGUCUAGGAAGGACAACAAUUUUUUAUUUCAGAUAAUGAUUAAAAUAACGUGAUAGCAGAAAAUGGCAUAUCUGAAAACAAUAAUUUAAGUCCCUAAUAAGACAAAAAAGAAGAAGAAAAUUUAUUAGAGUACGCAAAAUACCAAAAUAGAGCAGGUGCUGGAUUUGAAAAUAUGCUUUUGCUUCUUACACCAAAUAGAAGUAGUAUUCAUUCAGACGAUUGUUAUGACCAUAAAAUGAAUACUACUGCUACAGGACCUUAAAGCCAUAACAGUAAUAGUAAAAGUGAUCCUGACCAAAGCAGUAAAAAUAAUAAAAAAAACAAAGUCAAAAAUAUGAUGAUAAAUGACAAUAGCUCAAACUAUCACAAUAGUAAUAAAGCCAAUCAAAAAAUGUAAUUUGAGGAAGAUAUUUUUUCUGAUAGCAGCAAUAAACAUGAAUAAAUGAAACCUUUAGGAGCUAUGCUUGAUUUUUCUUCUCCAGAAGUUGCAAAGUAUGCUUACUAAAAAUAGGAUCAAAUAGAUGAAAUAAGCUUUUAAAACUCUGUAGGUACUUUCGCGCCAUAUUGCGAUUAAAAAUUAGCUUAAUAAAAUAGCAAGCAGUUAAACAAAGAUAUUUAACCGCCACUUUAAGAAGAAAAAAGAGAGUUUUAGCUGUUUGGAUCAAACAAACCAUCUAUUGAUUAUCCUAAUUUUAUUUUAUCACCUAGCAGUAUGAGAGAUGGAGAUGAGUCUUUAAAUGAAAGUGAUAGUGGAAAUUUUUAAUAGGAAAUUCAAUAGUAGAUAAAUAAUAUUAUAAUGGAAGAAGAGGAUGAUUACAGUAAUAAAAGAUAAAAUUAGGAAGAACAAAGUCAAUAAAAUAUAAAUAAGUAAAAUAAUUAAAUGGAAGUAAUGUCUUAUUAUAACUCUGAGGCUUAGAACAGUAGUGCUGUUUAGAGCUUAAAUUUGAUUAAUCCUACAUAAAAAAAUGAAGAUUAGCAUAUCUAUUCUUUUGGAGCAGGUUUUUAGCAAAAUCAAAGAAAUGGAAAUAAUUUAUUUAGCCGUUAGUCUUAAUAAGUAGAUAUGAACAGCACAGACAAAUUAAUUAACUUGCAAUCUAAUUAAAAUAAUCAAUAACAAUAAUCCAGAGGAUUGUUUUUCUAAUAUAAUAAUAACAAUAACAAUAAUAUCAAUAACAACACAGGCUUUUUCAAUUAUUUUUCUAAUUCAAAUGCUUAAUAAGUUUAUGGAGAGUAGCCAACCAAUAAUUUAAAAGCUAACAAUUCAAAUAAUAGCAAUAACAAUGGAAUUAAUUUUUCUAAUUACAGUAGCUUUCUUAAUAGUAAUUAGUUUACAAAGUCUAGCAAUCAAUUAAAGAUCAAGGAAUAAUCAGAUAACAAUAACAAUGAUGCAAAUUCCUAAAAAUCAAACAGCAACAGUAUCAGAUCACUAUUCAUGAACUAAUAAAAUACAUCUUUAUGGAAGGAGGAAAGCCAAUUUAGUUUAUUCUCUAAUUAAAAUACUAGUGCAGUUGUUAAAAGCACUUUAUUCAAUGUAGAUGAAAAUUCUAACACUCUUCCUUCCUAAAAUGUAUUUAACAAAAUAGCUAAAUUUGAUAAUUUUUAUAAGAAAGAAGACUUAAUCAACCAAAAUACAGUGAAUUUUGAAUAGGCUUCUUCUUUUAUUAAUAAAGGAAAAUAAAAAAAUACUGGCAAAGGUACAGUGCUCUAUUCGGUUAAUGACGAUUAUGCAGAUAUGUCUGAUUCAGAUGAUGAUGAGGGAGAUUCAAAUAGCGAAAGUAGAAUCAUGAGAUCUACUAAAAAAUCAAAUAAUAUUCGUAAAAAGCGUAAGUAAGGAAACAAUGUAGAAUCAAAAAAGAAAAGCAAGAUUUAACACCACUAAAGCAACGCUAUUAACACUGAUAACAAUUUAAGCAAUAAUUUUAAUAGUCCUAACGUUGCUUAUAAUUAUUCUUAGAAUUUCUUAUACAAAGAUGAGAAUUCUAUUAAAGAAGCUUGUAGCCUUUCCCUUCAAUAAGAAAAUUAAUCUAUAAGUUAAAAUAAUAACUUUAAUUCGAUGCAAACUCCUUUAAGCAAUCCUCACAACAACAGCUUAUAAGGCUAAUAAUCAAGUAAUAAUAAUUCUUAAGGUUAGUAAGUAAAUGCAAAAAAAUAAGAUUGGAUUUGUCCUCGUUGCACAAAUUUAAACUAUUCUUUCAGAAAGCUUUGCAACAAAUGCCAAUUUGCAAAAAACAACUUUGCCAUCUUGAUUCCCCCUAAUUUUCAAUAAAUUUAGCAAUAAUUAACAAUAUUUUGA
Molecule: messenger RNA, 2985 nt
Organism: Tetrahymena thermophila SB210
Lineage: Eukaryota; Ciliophora; Oligohymenophorea; Hymenostomatida; Tetrahymenidae
Product: zinc finger, Ran-binding protein
Exons: 4
Source: RefSeq, a predicted model, not a curated record